Molecule: messenger RNA, 324 nt
Organism: Cryptomeria japonica (Japanese cedar)
Lineage: Eukaryota; Viridiplantae; Streptophyta; Pinopsida; Cupressales; Cupressaceae
Product: ATP synthase subunit alpha, chloroplastic-like
Exons: 1
Coding region: 1-324 (107 amino acids)
Biological process (GO): proton transmembrane transport; proton motive force-driven ATP synthesis
Molecular function (GO): ADP binding; proton-transporting ATP synthase activity, rotational mechanism; ATP binding
Source: RefSeq, a predicted model, not a curated record
AUGGUAACUAUUCGACCUGAUAAAAUCAGUAGUAUAAUACGUAAACAUAUUGAACAGUAUAAUAACGAGGUCCAAGUUGUUAAUAUUGGUACUGCACUUUAUGUAGGGAAUGGCAUUUCUCGUAUUCAUGGUCUUGAUAAAGUAAUGGUAGGGGAAUUAGUAGAAUUCGUAGAUGAUAUAGUAGGUAUUGCCCUAAAUCUAGAAUCAGAUAAUGUUGGAGCUGUAUUAAUGAGUGAUGACUUGAUGAUACAAGAGGGUAGUUCUGUAAGAGCAAUAGGAAAAAUUGCUCAGAUACCAGUAAGUGAUGCUUAUUUGGGAAAGUAA